Molecule: messenger RNA, 800 nt
Organism: Drosophila mauritiana
Lineage: Eukaryota; Metazoa; Arthropoda; Insecta; Diptera; Drosophilidae
Product: glycoprotein-N-acetylgalactosamine 3-beta-galactosyltransferase 1
Exons: 4
Coding region: 16-777 (253 amino acids)
Molecular function (GO): N-acetylgalactosaminide beta-1,3-galactosyltransferase activity
Source: RefSeq, a predicted model, not a curated record
AUCAGGAUUCUCUGCAUGAUACCCUAUAAUUAUAAUAGCCCAGACACUGCCAAAUACGUGAAACGCACCUGGGGAAAACACUGCAAUGUUUUGCUAUUUGUGAGUGGGGAUAUCGAUGGCGAGUUGGAACCCUAUGUGCCCGUGAUUAAUUCCACGGAUACGUGGACAUUGGUCCAACAGGGGCUAAUGCAGGCCUAUCUGUUCAAUGGCGACAAAAUCGAUUGGUUCCUCAGAGUCGAGCCCUCUAGUUUUGUAGUUGUGGAGAAUCUCCGGUAUAUGAUACACAAAAGAAAAUAUCAACCCAGUCAACCGAUAUAUUUUGGCUACGAGCUCGAGAAUAUUGUUACACAUGAGUCCUUUGUCCACCAUCAUAGUGGGUAUGUUAUAAGUCGCGAGGCCUUAAAAAGAUAUACGCUGGCAUCGAAGGAUCCUCAGAACAAGGAGUGCACUCAUUGGGAGGGAUAUGUUGAGGGUCUGGAUAUACAUCGGUGUUUGAGUUAUGCUAAUGUAACGGUAGCAGAAAGUCGGGACGAAUUUGAGCACGAGACAUUCCUGCCCGUUACAAUGGAUUACCAGUUCUUAGAUGGCUAUGAUACUAUACCCUGGCUGCGCAAAUUGUCUUAUCACAAACGAACAGAGAAAACAGUUCCCAUAUCCAGCCGCGCCAUUUGUUUUCUGGUAGAAUAUCCGCCAGAAAUGUACGAUUACUACUAUUUUGUUUAUCGAAUGAAUAUCUUUGGCAACCCCGUCCCAAACUCCAUAGACUUUAGGCCGUAAUAAAAGACUCACCUCUGGCAGCU